CUUAAAGCUCAUCCCUUUCACCAUUUCCUCUCUAGGCUAGCUCUUUCAUUCCUCUCUUCUCCCUCGAUUCUCUUUUACAGAAGAUAGAGAGAGAAGAGAGAAAUCUUUCACGAACAAAGGAAUUUUGAGAUUUCAUUCUCAAAAACUUCCUAAUUUGUUCGUCGCGCUUAGCCAAUCCGUCUUCCUCUCAAUCUCCCGAUCAGGUUUCGGGAGACAUAUUUCUUUCGAGAAUGCGUAAGUGGUUGUGUUGUAUCUCUGAUGUUGAAGAGUCUAACUCCAGAUCUCAUGAGAUUGAACCUUUCAAAAAAUCUAGGAACGGUAAACGAAAGGGAGCAAAGGUGAAUGCUAUUGUUAAACCUGAAGAUGAGAAACCUGCACCUCCAAUUGAAGCGCCGGUAAUUUCGUUGUCUGAGUUGAAAGAGAAAACUGAUAAUUUUGGAACAAAGGCAUUGAUUGGGGAAGGAUCAUAUGGGAGAGCUUAUUAUGCAAAUUUAAGUAAUGGAAAAGCUGUUGCUGUUAAGAAACUCGAUGUUUCUCUAGAACCUGAAUCAAACUAUGCGUUUUUAAGUCAGGUGUCUAUGCUUUCAAGAUUGGAGCAUGGAAAUGUAGUUCAGCUUCAAGGUUAUUGCGUUGAAGGAAAUGUUCGUGCGCUUGCUUAUGAAUUUGCAACAAUGGGAUCUCUGCACGACAUUCUUCAUGGUAGAAAAGGAGUGCAAGGGGCACAGCCAGGUCCGGUUCUAGACUGGAUGCAAAGAGUUAGAAUCGCGGUUGAUGCAGCGAGGGGGUUAGAGUAUUUGCACGAGAAAGUUCAACCUUCAAUCAUACAUAGAGAUAUAAGAUCAAGCAAUUUGCUUAUCUUUGAUGACUUUAGGGCUAAGAUUGGAGAUUUUAACCUUUCAAAUCAGACACCUGACAUGGCUGCUCGUCUUCAUUCUACAAGGGUUCUAGGAACCUUUGGUUACCAUGCACCAGAAUAUGCCAUGACUGGAUACUUGACGCAGAAGAGCGACGUAUAUAGCUUUGGAGUUGUUCUAUUGGAGCUUCUAACCGGAAGAAAACCAGUUGAUCAUACAAUGCCUCGCGGUCAGCAGAGUCUUGUUACUUGGGUAACUCCUAGACUGGGUGAAGAUAAGUUCAAGCAAUGUAUUGAUCCAAAACUAAAGGGAGAGUAUCCUGCAAAAGGAAUUGCAAAGAUGGCAGCAGUAGCAGCACUUUGUGUGCAGUAUGAGUCCGAGUUUCGACCAAAUAUGAGCAUUGUUGUGAAAGCUCUCCAACCGCUGCUUAAGCCACCUCCUACCAAUGCCCCUGCUCGAGUAUAAUCCAUCUCUUAAAGGUCGUAGUCUUAAGUCUUAACUGCUCGCGUGAGCUCGGUUUUCAUUGGAAUAUAUAUAUUUUUAUUUGGUGGAUUUUGAUGUUCAAAUUUGCUUCUGGACGGACAAAUGAUAUGAACAUAUAAGUUGGUUAAUUGCUAAUAAAAAAGAUUAUUCAUUUCAUUCUUUUAAAA
Molecule: messenger RNA, 1504 nt
Organism: Impatiens glandulifera
Lineage: Eukaryota; Viridiplantae; Streptophyta; Magnoliopsida; Ericales; Balsaminaceae
Product: PTI1-like tyrosine-protein kinase 2
Exons: 8
Coding region: 231-1319 (362 amino acids)
Biological process (GO): protein phosphorylation
Molecular function (GO): protein tyrosine kinase activity; ATP binding
Source: RefSeq, a predicted model, not a curated record